AGAAAAAAAGAAAAAAAAAACAUAUUAGAAAUUAGAAAAAGGUGAAUCUAGUUAACCCAUUGUAGCAUAUGAUAAACCCUGAAAACCUCUAUACGUGUUUAUCAUGGCAGCAAAAGCAUGCAGAUCGAUUUAGCUUCAUUCCUGGGAUUAAAAAAUUUUCUGGGUUUUUCAUUGUUAGGCUUUUUCCAAUAUUGAAAUUGGAAAAUUAAUUAUCAAACUUGUUCUCUGCUUAGUGAAGGAGAAGAAGAAUGGACUCAGCAUUUUCAUCUUUUUCCAAAGGAUCAUUUUCUUCAAGUCUUGGAGAUUCCGCAGAACUUGAACAAAAUCUAACACUCAGCGACAGAAUUAAGGUUUUCAAAUCUUCACAGUUCAAUCCCGACAACUAUGUCACCUCCAAAUGCCAAAACAUGAACGAGAAGGAAAUAAAGCACCUUGUUGCAUACCUUGUUGAUCUAAAGAAAGCUUCUGCAGAGGAAAUGCGUAUAAGUGUUUAUGCUAAUUACUCUGCUUUUAUUCGAACCUCCAAGGAGAUUUCUGAUCUUGAAGGAGAGCUACUUUCAAUGAGAAAUCUGCUAUCCACUCAAGCAACAUUGGUUCAAAGUCUAGCAGAAGGAGUUCGAAUUGGUUCGUUAACAAGCGGUGAUGAAGAUUCAACAGAAGAAGAAAUGUCCAAUGAAAGCAAAGAACUUUCAAAGACUGAAAAAUGGUUGGUAGAAUUCAUGGACACCAUUGAAGUUCUUCUAGCUGAAAGAAGAGUGGAUGAAGCUUUAGCAGCUUUGGAUGAAGGAGAUCUUAUAGUAGAAGAAGCAAACGACAGACGAACUUUAAGCCCGGCGGCAUUAUUAUCAUUGCAGUCUGCAAUCACAGAACAAAGACAGAAACUUGCUGAUCAACUCGCCGAGACAAUGGGGCAGCCUUCUGCUCGUGGCGCCGAGCUUCGUUCCACCGUUCAAGCUCUCAAGAAGCUCGGAGACGGGCCUCGUGCACACCAGCUGCUUCUCAAGUCUCAUGAGCAGAAAUUGCAGAGCAACAUGCAGAGCUUUAACACGUCUUGCACUUCCACUGGGGGAGCUCAUACAGCAGCACUUUCUCAUAUUGUUUUCGGUACGAUUGCUCAAGCAGCAACAGAUUCAUUGGCAGUUUUCAGUGAGGAAUCUGCUUAUGCAUCUGAGCUUGUAACUUGGGCCGUGAAGCAGACACAGAUUUUUGCUAAUCUUCUGAAAAGGCAAAUCCUUGCUCCAUCAGCAGCUUCAGGGAGUCUAAGACUUGCUGCCGAGUGUGUUCAAAUAUGUUUAGGACAUUGUUAUCUGUUAGAAGCUCGGGGUUUGGCUCUUUCUCCUGUUCUUUUGAGAAUCUUUAAGCCCUAUGUUGAACAGGCUUUGAGUGCUAAUUUGAAAAGGAUUGAACAGAGCAGUGCUGCAUUCGCUGCUGAUGAUGAUUGGUCAUUGGUUUAUUCUCCUGUUGGUUUAAGAUCAAUGGGUUCUGCAAUGUCUCUUUCUAGUCCAAAACUUUCAAGCAGUGCUCAUAGAUUCAAUUCAAUGGUUCAGGAACUUGUUGAGGAUGUAGGCCCACUAGAGAGCCUGCAGUUGGAUGGUGCAGCUCUGGAAGGUAUUUUACAAGUGUUCAACUCGUACGUGAGUUUGCUGAUAAAUGGUGUACCUGGUUCAAUGGAAAAUGAAGAGAACCUUGAUGGUUCUGGUAUUAAAAUUGUGAGGAUGGCAGAGACUGAAGCACAACAAUUAGCUCUGCUAGCCAAUGCAUCAUUGUUAGCAGAUGAGCUACUCCCUCGCGCAGCUUUGAAGCUUUUUCCAUUGAUGCAGCAGACUAACAAAAUGGAAACUCCUAAAAUAGCUCCAGGCCGUGCGCCGGAGCAAAGGGAAUGGAAGAAACGCCUGCAGCGUUCUGUUGAUCGUCUGCGUGACAGCUUCUGCAGGCAGCAUGCCCUUGAUCUCAUCUUCACUGAAGAAGGCGAAACACGUCUCCAUCCGCAAAUGUAUAUUGGUAUGGAUGGAAAUGUUGAAGAGCCUGAGUGGUUUCCUUCUCCAAUUUAUCAGGAACUAUUUGCGAAACUGUCCCAGAUUGCAAGCAUUGCAACAGAUAUGUUUGUGGGUAGAGAAAGAUUUGCAACUGUUCUAUUGAUGAGACUCACAGAGACUGUGAUCCUUUGGCUUUCUGAUGACCAAAACUUCUGGGGAGAAAUAGAAGAAGGACCAAGGCCGUUAGGUCCUUUUGGCCUUCAACAGUUCUAUUUGGAUAUGGAGUUUGUGAUGCUAUUUUCAUCACAAGGAAGAUACCUUUCCAGGCAUCUAAAUCAAGUUAUAAAGAAUAUAAUUGCAAGAGCUAUUGACGCAGUUUCUGCUACUGGAUUAGAUCCUUUCAGGGUAUUGCCAGAGGAUGACUGGUUUGCAGAAGUGGCACAAAUAGCAAUAAAGAUGUUAACAGGGAAAGCUAACUUUGGCAAUGUAGAAGGAGAUGUUACUAGCCCCACUGCAUCUGUCUAUUCUCAGUAAUCACAGACUCAUCCAGUUGGCCAAUUCCUUAUCCAUAAUCUUUAACAUAUAGCCCAAUUGCCUCCGAACUGUAACAUCAUAUGCACUUGCCAUCUUUUUAUUUGAGACGG
Molecule: messenger RNA, 2620 nt
Organism: Ziziphus jujuba (common jujube)
Lineage: Eukaryota; Viridiplantae; Streptophyta; Magnoliopsida; Rosales; Rhamnaceae
Product: exocyst complex component EXO84A
Exons: 7
Coding region: 249-2510 (753 amino acids)
Biological process (GO): exocytosis; intracellular protein localization; Golgi to plasma membrane transport
Cellular component (GO): exocyst
Source: RefSeq, a predicted model, not a curated record